GAAAAUCCAUGAAAGCAUUUCAAAAGAUCUCUCUACUUUUAAUUCUUGUCUGCCAUUAACGAUCCAUAAAUAUAACACUUGUCUCAGGUCGUAACUCGUAAGUCACCCACCUUUCUCUGGGUUUUACUAGUUUUAUUUCUCGCUGAGACCAGCCGGAAAGUCAAUUUUCCGGCUGUUUUUCCGGCGCUAUGGUCUAGCUCUUUAUUACAGUUGUCUUUUUGAGUUUUUAAAGACCAUUCAUCUUUGUCAAUCUCUGUCUAUAUCUAUCAUGUCUGAAAAAAAUAGGUCGAUGCGUGUUUUCAGUUCAGGGUGCUGUUUCUCAACUCCUGUUUUCUGUUAGGUAGCUGCUACUAGAUUACUCUGUGUCUCUUUCCUAUAAUCUCUGAGUCUGAGAUAGCUCAUUUGUAAGAAACACUGCUCGUUCUGUUCGUCGCUUUCUGAUCUUUUGGUUCUAUAGAAACUAGAAAGCGACUUCAUUUGGUUUCUCGUUAAAAGCAGAGUUGAACCACGGUUUUCCAUCUUAACAAUUUUCCUGUCGUUUUUCUUUUAAAACUAGACCAUAUCUCCAUUUGGUUUUUUGGAUUUAGCUCAUAUCUUCAUCUGGGUCUCCUUCUGAACCGUCAAAAUCCAUUUGAUUGAGUAAAAAAAAGGACAAAAUGAUCACCGGAACCGACAUGUAUCACGUUCUCGCGGCCGUAGUGCCUCUCUAUGUGGCUAUGAUCCUUGCUUACGGUUCGGUGAAAUGGUGGAAGAUAUUCAGCCCCGAUCAGUGUUCCGGCAUCAACCGCUUUGUCGCUCUGUUCGCUGUUCCUCUGCUUUCUUUUCACUUCAUCUCUACUAAUAACCCAUACACCAUGAACAUACGUUUCAUUGCUGCUGAUACGCUUCAGAAGAUCAUUGUCUUAUCUGUCCUUGCAAUCUGGUCAAGAGCCAGCUCGAGAGGCUCCCUUGAAUGGUCGAUAACACUCUUCUCCCUCUCUGCUCUCCCCAACACUCUUGUUAUGGGCAUUCCCCUUCUGAAGGGUAUGUAUGGAGAGUUGUCAGGGAGUUUAAUGGUUCAAAUCGUUGUUCUCCAGUGCAUAAUCUGGUACACUUUGAUGCUCUUCUUGUUCGAGUACAGAGGAGCCAGGCUUCUCAUCGUAGAACAGUUUCCGGACACCGCUGGUUCGAUAAUUUCCUUUAGGGUUGACUCUGAUAUCAUCUCCUUAGAUGGUAAAGAGCCUCUCCAGACAGAGGCAGAGGUCAGCGAAGAUGGCAAGCUUCACGUUACAGUGAGGAAAUCCACGAGCUCGCGGUCGGAGAUAUUUUCCCGACGAUCUCAUGGACCCAACUCUGGCGUUUCUUUGACUCCUCGGCCGUCGAACUUGACAAAUGCAGAGAUUUACUCUCUACAAUCCUCGAGAAAUCCAACACCAAGAGGGUCGAGCUUCAACCACACUGAUUUCUAUUCCAUGCUGAACGGGAGAAAUGCCAACAGUGCAAGUCCCAGACGAUCCAAUUUCGGGAAUUUGGGUUUUGAUGAGGACAAUGGUAUGGUCAAUCCACUGAGGGCUAAUGGGAUUUUUUCACAAGGAAAUUCAGUGGAGGGUGUUGGCUAUCCAGCGCCACCUAAUGCCGGAAUAUUUUCUCCGGCGGCCGGACCCGGGGCCAAGGAGAAGGCCAAUGGGAUCGGUGGGGAGAAAGAUCUGCACAUGUUUGUUUGGAGUUCCAGUGCUUCCCCAGUCUCUGAAGGGGGAAUUCAUGUCUUCAGAGGAGGAGAUUUUGGUAAUCAACAUGGAGGUGUAGCUCAUCCUGCAGGUAAUCAUGCAAAAGAUUAUGAAGAGUUUGGCCGGGAUGAGCGAGAGGGACCAGUCUUGUCGAAGCUGGGCUCAAGCUCUACAGCCGAGCUUCACCCAAAAGCUGGGGUCCAUGGAGACUCUAAACCUACAUCCAUGCCACCUGCCAGUGUUAUGACCAGACUCAUUCUGAUAAUGGUCUGGCGUAAGCUCAUUAGGAAUCCGAACACAUACUCCAGCCUCAUUGGCCUUACCUGGUCUCUAGUAUCUUUCAGGUGGGAGAUUGAGAUGCCAGCAAUCAUAGAUGGUUCGAUUAAGAUUCUAUCGAAUGCGGGUCUCGGAAUGGCUAUGUUCAGUCUUGGUUUGUUUAUGGCCUUGCAGCCAAGGAUCAUUGYUUGUGGGAAUUCAGUUGCUGCCUUCACCAUGGUUGUUCGGUUCCUCACAGGUCCUGCUGUCAUGGCUGCAGCCUCAAUUGCUGUUGGUUUGCGAGGCGUCCUCUUACAUGUUGCCAUUGUACAGGCAGCUCUUCCCCAAGGAAUUGUCCCCUUUGUCUUUGCCAAGGAAUAUAAUGUGCAUCCUGACAUCCUGAGCACAGGGGUUAUCUUUGGAAUGUUAAUAGCUCUGCCAAUAACACUAGUUUACUAUAUCUUACUGGGGCUUUGAAGAUGAUGGAGAGCUGCUGAGAAAGGUUAUACAAACUGUAAAGCUUUUACCCUUUAUUGAGCCAUUUUUUUGGCUUAUCUUAACAGAACAGCUGAUGUCUUCAGUGAAAAGAGAGAAAGAGAAGACAAUUGACUGCAAAGUGAAAAAGGAAAAGGGGAGAGAUAAGGACAUGACCAUGGAGUACAAUUUUGAAUGUUUUUCUUUUCUUUUCCUUGUCUUUUGUUAUUGUUCUUUUGGAAACUAGGGAAAAGUUAAGCAAUGUUGCUACUUUGAAUGUGGAAAGGGAUAACUGAAAGCUAUAGUGACAUUUGUUCUUUAAUGGUUACUUUUGAGCACUUAUCACUAGUAAUUCGGCUAUUCCAAUGUCAUGAAAGAAAUAUCUGGUUCCUUUGCU
This is a messenger RNA of Nelumbo nucifera (sacred lotus), 2832 nucleotides long. RefSeq names its product putative auxin efflux carrier component 1b. NCBI's taxonomy places the organism in Eukaryota, Viridiplantae, Streptophyta, Magnoliopsida, Proteales, Nelumbonaceae. Gene Ontology annotation, molecular function: auxin efflux transmembrane transporter activity. Gene Ontology annotation, cellular component: endoplasmic reticulum; plasma membrane. Gene Ontology annotation, biological process: auxin export across the plasma membrane; auxin polar transport. The record is from RefSeq and is a predicted model, not a curated record.